AUGUCAAACUCAUUGACAAUGCUGCUGGUCGCUAUCUCCGCCCUCAUCUUCUCAGCAUUCACCGCCGCUCAAGUUGCACCUCUUGCCACCAAUCAACCCGUCGGCACCACCUACCAAGCCAUCCUCAAUAGUAGCAAACCCAUACAGGGCAGCAUCACAGGUGUCGCAAGCGACAAUGGCACUGGCGUCAACUUCAACAUCAUCCUGAGCGACUUCCCUGAUUAUGCGAUCUAUGUCUAUCACAUCCACGUCGAUCCUGUAGUCAACGGUAAUUGCUCCUCGGCGGGCGGUCACCUACGUCCCUUCGGCGGCCCAGAAGAUACCGUCAAAUGCGAUCCCUCCCACCCUGAGCUCUGCCAAGUUGGUGAUCUCAGUGGCAAACACGGCAACAUUACCCAAGAGGCACUCACCAACGGCAAAUUCAUGAUCAUGUACAAUGACCUAUACGUCAACGCAAUCCAGGGCAAUGAAGCAUUCUUCGGAAGUCGGAGUAUUGUCGUCCAUGCUGCCAACUUGACGAGAUUGAACUGUGCGAACUUCGUCUUGCAGGGAGCGUCGAACGGCACAGGGACCUCCACAGCCACGACAAGUGCUGGUACAUCCAUGGUCACGUCCUCGGCUACCGAGACUGGUACCGGUGUGACUUCGCAGACGGGCACUACCAGUUCUUCUAGCACUCGUACUGGUCCGUCGCCCUCCGCUAUCACCAGCAGCGGUGGUGAUGGCGGAGUCCCGGCUCUUCGAGACAAUUCUUGGGUUGGAGUGGCCCUUAUGGGUGUUUUGGGUGUUAUGUUCGCUGCAUAA
Molecule: messenger RNA, 804 nt
Organism: Cyphellophora attinorum
Lineage: Eukaryota; Fungi; Ascomycota; Eurotiomycetes; Chaetothyriales; Cyphellophoraceae
Product: Cell surface Cu-only superoxide dismutase 5
Exons: 2
Coding region: 1-804 (267 amino acids)
Biological process (GO): superoxide metabolic process
Molecular function (GO): metal ion binding
Source: RefSeq, a predicted model, not a curated record